UAGAAAUUAAGUAGUAAGAGAUGCCGUUCGAAUCAAUGAAAGAAUCAACUAAGCCUUACCGGCGUACGCCAUUGUAAUUGCUUGCAAACAAACAAAUCCGCCAUUUGUUUUCGAGUAGAAUCAUAAUUAUUGCAAUCAUAAUUUUGCGUGACUUUGUUAUGUUUCGGCGUUUCUUAAAAUACUCUUAUGAUUUACGAUAUCGCAAAAAGUAUAGCGUAGUGGAAAUUACAGGUAGCAAGAUGGAAGAAAUUCUUUCUACAGCGUUGCGCUCCCGCGUAGAAAGACUGAAAGAAACUGUAAAAAUAACGGUAGAUUUACUGAACAAAGUCGAAACAGGAGUAGGAGUACAACAACAAGAAUUAGUUGUAAAUAAGAUCGAUCUAAAGAGUAAAUUAACUCAAUUUCAAAUCCAAUUGGACAAAUACAUAAAUCACGUGACGAACCCACAGAAAGAAUUUUAUCAAGAAUGUGACGAACUACAAAUUCAAGCAGAGGACGCUAUAACGAAGAUGGAAAUAGUGCUCAAAAUUUAUUCCGAAGAGAACAACACCCAAAAUAAAACUAAACUACCCAAAUUAGACUUGAUCAAAUUCAAUGGCGAUAUUUUGAAAUGGAACUCGUUUUGGGACAGAUUCGUGGCCAACGUAGAGAAUAAAAAUAUAGCGGACGUGGAGAAGUUAUCAUAUUUAGUAGGUUCUUUAGAGGGUCCGGCACUCCAAGCAAUUGAAGGCUUGGAGACGACUAACCAGAAUUAUGAGGUCGCAACUUUAAUUCUUAAAAAUAGGUUUGGGAAGAAAAAUAACGUAAUAGAUGCUCACAACAAAGCCUUAUUAAAUCUGGAACGAGCCCAAUCUACUACUGAGUGCCGAAAAAUAUUAAAUAACAUAGAUACUCACCUACGGGUAUUAUCUGCAUACGGAGAAAACACCGAAGCAAGCUAUUUGCGAGGGAUUAUAUUAGAUAAGUUUCCAGAAACGGUAUUGUAUCAGGUUAAAAUUUUAAUUUCGGAAGAAGAAAGUACAGACAACAUAAAGAAAGCACUAGAUAAGGUCAUAACGGCCAUGGAAAGAAUAAAUAUACAAACACCACAAACGCUACAAACUUCAACGUCAGGAUCUACAUCAACCCUACUUAAAGUUACAAGAGAAAGACCAGCAAAACGCAAGAGGCUGUUUGACAGAACUAACACAUUUAAGUCUAAACGUCCAAAAAUUUCAUGCAUUUUCUGUGGCAAAGCGGGACAUUACAAUGAUGAUUGUAAUGAAUAUAAAACAAUCAAAGAAAGGAUAAGUAGACUGCAACAAAGGUGCUUCUUAUGUUUCAAGAAUGGCCAUAGAGCCUCUAAAUGCUUCAGUAAAAGGAAGUGUCAUCACUGUAAUAAAUUACACAAUAGAGCUUUGUGCCCGCAGAAAACUAUGAAAGACUGCAGUAACACAGAUAGCAAGCCAGCACAACAAACACCUGACAUGUAGAUUACUUAUGGAUUGUGGGAGUAUGAGGUCAUAUAUCUCAAACAAAUUGGCAAAAGACCUUGAAAUCAAAAAGAACAAUGAAGUUGAUUUAAUUGUCUAUACAUUUGGAUCUAAUAAACCUUACACUAUUAAAAGUUCAUCAGCGGAGGUAACUGUUCUAACAAAGAGACAAAUUGAGAAGAAAAUAAAAGUAAAUAUUGUACCACAUAUAACAGAUCACGUCCCAGUUGCCAAAAUUAAUCAUCCUAAAAUAGAUAUAAGUGCGGAUGAUGAAUCGGUCGGUCAAAGAGUUGACUUGUUGAUCGGUAACGACAUGUAUUUUUCGUUCCUCAGAAAAGACCUUAUAAAAAUAAAAGAAGACUUAUAUCUGAUCGACUCAGAUUUUGGU
Molecule: messenger RNA, 1860 nt
Organism: Cydia fagiglandana
Lineage: Eukaryota; Metazoa; Arthropoda; Insecta; Lepidoptera; Tortricidae
Exons: 2
Coding region: 159-1472 (437 amino acids)
Molecular function (GO): nucleic acid binding; zinc ion binding
Source: RefSeq, a predicted model, not a curated record